Molecule: messenger RNA, 1748 nt
Organism: Triplophysa rosa
Lineage: Eukaryota; Metazoa; Chordata; Actinopteri; Cypriniformes; Nemacheilidae
Gene: ccdc69
Product: coiled-coil domain containing 69
Exons: 9
Coding region: 76-1023 (315 amino acids)
Cellular component (GO): nucleus; cytoplasm
Molecular function (GO): microtubule binding
Source: RefSeq, a predicted model, not a curated record
UCAUAUUUGAACGUGUGGAGGCGGCCAAAAAGGGUUCGGCGGUCUGUUACUACAGAAGACGGGGGUAAGAGGAGCAUGGGUUGUCACAACAGUAAAGUUUGUGGCCAGGUCUCCCGGAAAAAGAAGAAAAAUAAAGCGAAAGAAGCCGCGAAGCAAACAAAGGAGAUCAUCAACCUUCAAGAUGGGAGUGCUUUACUCUCAUCUGAGGAGCAGCGUUCUGACUUGGAGAAUCAAUUGAAGGCGUACGAGUGGCAGCUAAAGAUACUUCAUGCAGUUUUGACGGCUUCAGGAGACCAGGAGAGAGAUCAGCUCCUCAUAGAUCAUCCUGGAGAUAUUUGCACUUUGGUCUACAGCAUUACAGAGAAGGUGAAGACUGAGAUAACCGCUGAUCUGCAUGAUCUUCAUGAGAAACAGACGAGAAGCACCACGGAGCAGCAUCAGAGAGAAACAGAAGAGUUACAGCAAUUACAUGACGGGGAGAAGAAUGUUUUAAAUGAAUCGCAUGCAGCAGCUCUGAAUGCUUUGAAGGACCAGAUUGAAAGCCUGACGUCAGAGCUGCAGCUUUUCAAUGAGUUGAAGCGUAGAGCCGAGGAGUCCAUGCUCCGAAGAGACCUUCAGAGAAAUAUUGAGACCCAUGGCAGUCCUGGUGCAUUCUGGGAGCAGGAGCAGGAGAGCCUGUUGUUUGUCAUUGAAAUGAAGCGUGAGCGUUUACAGGACCAGGGAAACAAGCUGCUGCAGAUGGAAGCGCUGGUUGAGAAGAAUCUUGCUUUGGAGGACCAACUUCUGCAUGCUUUACAACAGAAUGAGGACUUCAGAGUCCGGAUAGACAACUAUCAAAGCCUCAUACAGCAGCUGUCGAAGGAGCAGAAUGACCUGCAGGAGGCGCUGGAGAAACAAUCUUUGCAGAGCCAGAAGCUCAGCCUGGAGAAAGAAGAGUUACUUUUUAAACUUAUACACCGUAGAGACUCAUGUUCCUCAUUCCACCUUCCAUCUGUCAUCGCCACAGAGAUGUCUCCCAGCUGACCAUACAGUUAACCCAGACUCUUUCCAGCUCCUUGGUGCCUUUUUUAAAUGCCAGUUGAUGGCAUGCAGUGAUCUUGCAGUGCUGAUUCAGACUCGCUGCAUUUAUAAUUUUUACUGGCGAGGCACAUUUUUGUACAGUUUUAGAUUUUUUUGUUUUGCGAUGACUGUGGAUCUUAUGCAAGUCAAAUUUUUGGAUGUUAUAAAAUGUAGUGGUCACUUUUUUUUAGCAUUUCUUUUUCUGUCCAGGAAACCGCAGUCAAACAGGUUCUAUUUUUAUAAGCAAAAUCAGCUGUUAUUUUGGAGCCAGAAGCACUUGUAGCAUAAAGCUGUGGGAUCUUUUCAGAUGCACUUGCACUUUUAUAUCAGUGGCUUUACUUGUAGGAGAGAUGAUGGGCCUCUGCAACUUCAUUCAUUAUCAACAUGCUUGGUUUUUACACCUUGCACACUGAAAUGUUGGUUCACACAACCUCUACACCUAGCAGAAACAUUGUGUUUUUGCCACAGUACCUGUGAUUACUGCAAUUAUGAUUUUUCCAACGUAAAAGCAUUACAGAAGCAGGUAAAAUAGCUUUAUUGCCUGUGUGCCCAUGUUAUUCUUUUGUUUGUUUGUUUUUCAAUAUUUUUAUAUAAUCUAAAUGUUCUGCCAUAUGUUAAUUUCUGAAUCAGUGCCUUUAGUGAAAGGUGUUUCCUGGAAAAAACAAGCAAUAAAUUGCUUUGGAGAGACA